Molecule: messenger RNA, 258 nt
Organism: Trichomonas vaginalis G3
Lineage: Eukaryota; Parabasalia; Trichomonadida; Trichomonadidae
Product: DDE endonuclease family
Exons: 1
Coding region: 1-258 (85 amino acids)
Source: RefSeq, a predicted model, not a curated record
AUGCAGUUCAAAAAACUUGUUCAAGAGAUGGCAGACGACUUGAACUGUAUUACAACAUCAAUGGCCAUUGCUGUCUGUACAGAAUUACAAAAUAGGAGAUUAAAAUUUGCGGCGCGGGUUCUAAUCGCUGCAAGAUGCCCGCAUCUUCUAGCGAAGCUCGAUGAUUACUGCCCAUCGCCAUCCCGUGGCUGGCUUAAUCAUAUCGCCACAAGAUUGUCAAUUCGGAUUGUGAGCUCCCAAACUAUUGAUAUGCUCUGA